This is a messenger RNA of Hyposmocoma kahamanoa, 3347 nucleotides long. RefSeq names its product proton-coupled amino acid transporter-like protein CG1139. NCBI's taxonomy places the organism in Eukaryota, Metazoa, Arthropoda, Insecta, Lepidoptera, Cosmopterigidae. The coding region runs from base 95 to 1681 and encodes 528 amino acids. The transcript is spliced from 8 exons. Gene Ontology annotation, molecular function: amino acid transmembrane transporter activity. Gene Ontology annotation, biological process: amino acid transmembrane transport. Gene Ontology annotation, cellular component: vacuolar membrane. The record is from RefSeq and is a predicted model, not a curated record.
GCGCACUUCGCGUACUACCUGUACAUCAACAAAGUGAACUAACCGCGAUUUUUCGAUUUAUUCCGUUCGAGAGUUGCCUACAACCAGUGUCAAAAUGCCGAAGAAUAUAUUAGCAGAAAUGGGCUCCCAAGUGGGGUUGACGCCCCGAAACCACAAGGAGGCGGAAUCAUGGGCACGACGGCAGAGCGGACCCAUGGUGAACCCUUCCUUCGAGCCAGACGAUUUCGUGCCACACAGUCUAUCGCCAGUCAAAGAUGAAAAGAAGAAAGGAGGCGACAAGGGCAUCUUCCUUGUUAACAUGAAUGAAAAGCAAGAAGUGGAGGAAUAUGAACCGUAUGCAAACAGAGUGGUCGAACACCCUACCACAAAUACGGAAACCCUGCUACAUCUGUUGAAGGGGAGCUUAGGAACUGGUAUCUUAGCUAUGCCUAAAGCCUUUGCUAACGCCGGCUACGUGGUUGGGUCCAUUGGCACAGUGGUUAUAGGUGUUCUGUGCACUUAUUGCAUCCAUGUGCUGAUUGACUCGUGUUACGUGCUGUGCAAACGGCGAAAAGUGCCUUCUAUGUCCUACACGACCGCGGCCGAGGCUGCCUUCUCAGAGGGACCCGACUGGUGUAAAGCGUGUGCGCCUUAUGCAGCGCACGUGGUUAACGCUUUCCUGCUCGUCUACCAGAUUGGAACGUGCUGCGUUUAUGUCGUAUUCGUAACUGAGAACAUACAAACAGUACUGAAACACCAGUUUGAUAUAGAUUUGCCUAUAUUACAAGUGAUGGCUUGUAUACUACUGCCGCUCAUUCUAAUUAACUGGGUGCGAGAUCUGAAGUACUUGGCGCCGUUCUCGGCCGUCGCCAACGCAGUGACGAUAGUCAGCUUUGGCAUCAUCCUGUACUUCAUAUUUAGAAAAGUGCCAACAAUUGCCGACAAAGCGCCGAUCGGGGAGUUGGCUAAUUUUCCGCUGUUUUUUGGGACAGUUCUAUUCGCGCUGGAAGCCAUAGGCGUUAUCUUACCACUAGAGAAUGAAAUGAAAACACCCAAGUCUUUUGUUGGUAAAUUCGGCGUACUAAAUCGAGCCAUGAUUAGCAUCAUUAUCCUGUACGUGGGAAUGGGACUCUUUGGAUACCUGCAAUACGGUGAUCAAGCGGAAGGCAGUAUCACUCUUAACUUGGGCAGUGAACAAGACAAGGAAGUCCUGGCGAGCGUAGUUCAAUGCCUGCUCGCUUUCGCAAUAUUCAUCACCCACGGCUUGGCGUGUUAUGUGGCAAUCGACAUCCUGUGGACCGACUACAUCGGAUCACGGCUGCUGAACAGCAAACACAGGCUUCUUUGGGAGUACAUCUUGAGAACAAUCAUUGUCUUGCUCACCUUUGGUAUUGGUGCUGCCGUUCCAGAGUUGGAACUGUUCAUCUCUCUUUUCGGUGCUUUGUGCCUCUCUGCUCUCGGGCUAGCUUUCCCAGCCAUUAUUCAAAGCUGCACCUACUGGUACUACGUGUCCCGGUCCGAACGAAUCCGUAUGUGCAUCAAAAAUGGGAUCGUGAUCCUGUUUGGAGUUCUUGGGCUAAUAGUCGGAACGUGGACAUCACUCGAAGGCAUCAUACACAAGUUCACAAACAACGGUGUCGUCACCGAUCCUACGGAGUCGAGCACGGCGUCCAGUAUUUUCAACGCAACUUCAGCACUUUGAAUUUAACUUCAUCAACAUUGUGCGAAUAGAACUGUAUACAGCGUAGUGAUAAUGAUAAGAACAGAUGUGCCAUGAGGUGCAAUAAUGCCAUCCGUGGGGCAUCCAGUACAGAUGAAGUCCACACUAAUUACUCACUAAAUAGAUUUAUUUUUUUAGGAAUUUAUUUAAAUAGGAUAUUUCCAAGGUUUAACAGCAAUAAGUACAACUUGUUGAAGUAUAACGAUAAUUAACGAAUAACGCUUCCAUAAUUGUGUAAUUAGGACAGAAUUUUAAGCUUUCGUAUUUUGUUAUUAGUCUUGGGAAGACAGCUACAUUGAAUGAGCUGUGAAGGUUGCAUGAAUGAAUAAAAUUGUAAAUAGUUUGACGUAAUAGAUCGUAGUUAGUAAGUGAAAUUUAGUUUUAGCAAUCCGAGGGCUGUUACGAGACGAGCGUUGCGAAAUCAAGGUGAGAGUACAUAAUAUGAAUAUUUUAAUAUCGGUGCCAUAGUACAAAAGCAUUAUAAGGAGUAAAUUCACAUAAAGGUAAGUGAUGCCUGUUUGCCUUAAAUUAGUGUCGAGCUAAGUUCGGGACAGUGAGAUUUUAUGUGAAGUGAAGCGAGGCAUUUCUUUAGGCUAAGUGUAAUCUAAGUUGCGAGUACAAGCAAAAAUAUCGUUGUAAUUUAUCAAAAUGAAUAGGAACAAUAUUUUUCUACGGUCAUCUCAUCGCAUUUGCUAACGGCGAUUCGUUACAAAGUAAAGGACCCUUAAGAGCCGUUAGGAAUUGAAUAAAAUAAGAGAUAUUGUUGAUGAAUGUCGAGAAACUCUUCCGACGAUGUUACACCUUUCCUGUCUUCGACCCUCAAAAUUGUAUUAUGUUUAAAAUUUUAUUUACACGUCGUAAAUAACGCUGCUGAAACUUUUCUAUCCUUUGAUAUUUUUACAAGUUCUCUUAUUAUACUUAUUUUUACAAGACUCUGUUAUUUAGUUUCAAAGUGAAUGAAAACCAUAAUUUUAUUAACAUACAUUUCUUUCUAUUUUGAUAUUGUUAUUAUUAUUUUUACCAUUAUUUUUGCCAUUUGGGGUCUACAUGUCCGAUAGACACUCAUAUCCCAAAUGGCGAAAUAAUCUAGGACGAAUAAACCACAAAAAUGGAAGCAAAGGCUUCUGAUUUCGCAGAUUUUACUAUUUAUUACUAUUUAGAAGAAAAAAUGACUAUAUUGGUUUGUUACAAGAAGAUAUUAUAAAAUGAUAGUUGAUAUUUUUAAAUUGUUUAUUGGACAGCUAGGUAGAGACCCUGUGAGGGGUCGGAGGUGGCGGGCCUGUCUCUUAAGCCAAUGUCCAGUUAAGGCGGAAAGGAGAGGUAAUGUGUUUAAAUAACCUGUAGGAUUGCGACAUAACAUAAUCCUACUUGUUUGUAGUUUCUGCCCCCCUCCGUUUGGAUGGAUAAUAGGCCUCAGCGCAGUAGGCAGAAACAGAAGAUCUCCACUCGCCCUUUUACUCAAUCAGAUCAUGUUCAUGUUUACUGUUGAAAUAAUCUGUGAUGUAAUAAUGUAGACGGCACAAUAAUUAAAUUAUUAGAUGUGCUUUUCGGUUAGCUAUUUUAUUUUAUGAUGUGUUCUACACGUCAGUGAUAUUGUGCUCAGAGAGAUGUUAAGGGUUGAUUCCCAUGUAAAUAAAAAAUACGUUGA